CGCCAUGGCACCUGAAAACGACGGCCAGCAGGGCGCUGUGGCUCCGCCGGACAGCGCAGCCGACGCUGGCGCGCAGGCGCCAGGCUCAGGGAACGCUGCGGAUGGAGAGACCGCCACGGACGUGCCUCGGCGGCACCAGCUGCUGGCACGCUACUCUCAUGAAAGCGUUCAAGACUCCUGAUAAAACGCGUGUGGGGAUUCCAACCCGGUCACGGAUCAUAUGCGGAUGCCCCGUGUCGCCACCAAGACGCAUACUUCGCCGCAGCAGGCAGUGGUCGGUCGUGGGAGGCGGAGCCGCCACCGCGCAGCCGCCUCGACAGAUGAUCGUGCUGCGGGGCCUGGUGGCGCUGGCCGCUUUCCUGGCGGCCGCCUCGUUCCUGCUGAGCGCCAUGUUCCUGGCACAGUCGCUACGCUCCGAGCACACCCGCCAUCUGCAGAAGGUGGCCGUCGCCCCGCCGGUGCCCAUGCAGGCCCCGGUGCCAUACAUGCCACCUGCUCAAGAAGCCAACGCGGAGGCCGUCCACGAGAAACGGCACAAGCGGCGUCGCAGCCGGCGCAGGCGGUUGCCUCCGGAGCUGCGGGGGCCUGUGCCCGGUGCGCGUCAGCGCGAGGACAAUGAGGCGGGCGACGCCGAAGAAGCUAGCCUCGCCUGAGUGGCUUUACCGGUGGCCACGGGCGCCUUCACGGGCUCUGCAAGCUGAGAAGACCGAAACGCUCAGCGCGUCCCAUGCGCUGCCUUCGCGCGGUGGUGCGGAAACUUUUGCGGUGCUCUGAAAACGUCCGUCGCUGAACUUGCGCACCAAUUCGCGGGCGCGUAAACGGAAACAUUAAGCGCUACGCCGACGGCCCGCGAGUCUAGCUGGACGCUCUAAAAGAACGCUUGGCUUGGUAUCCCCCCCGACAUGUAACAAAGCGUAUCCUACA
Molecule: messenger RNA, 924 nt
Organism: Dermacentor silvarum
Lineage: Eukaryota; Metazoa; Arthropoda; Arachnida; Ixodida; Ixodidae
Exons: 3
Coding region: 102-653 (183 amino acids)
Source: RefSeq, a predicted model, not a curated record